Molecule: messenger RNA, 1358 nt
Organism: Oxyura jamaicensis (ruddy duck)
Lineage: Eukaryota; Metazoa; Chordata; Aves; Anseriformes; Anatidae
Gene: SH2D1A
Product: SH2 domain containing 1A
Exons: 5
Coding region: 226-621 (131 amino acids)
Source: RefSeq, a predicted model, not a curated record
UAUGAAAAUAACUCCUCGUUAGGUAAAUUAGUCAGGGUCAGCCUUUCUGGACACCAGACCGGCCGCUGUGGAGCAGCGUACCUGAGGACUGAGAGCUAUCUCGCCCUGUGCAGAGGCUGCAGAAGUGUGAACACAUCCUGUUUACAUCUGCCACCCGGCUGGCGCAGCGGAGGGGAGCGUGCGGCGGAGGAGGCAGCUGAGCGUGCAGGGAGAGCCGGCCCUGCCAUGGAGGCGCUGCCCAUCUACCACGGGGGCAUCAGCCGAGAGGCCGGGGAGAAGCUGCUUCUGGCGGCGGGCACUGAUGGCAGCUACCUGCUGCGGGACAGUGAGAGCAUCCCAGGGGUCUACUGCCUCUGCGUGCUGCAUCAGGGUUACGUUUAUACCUACAGAGUGUCCAAGACAGAAACUGGAUCUUGGAGUGCAGAGACGGCGCCUGGGGUACACCGGCGGCUCUUUCGGAAAGUGCACAACCUCAUUUCGGCCUUCCAGAAACCUGACCAAGGCAUCAUCACACCCCUGCAGCACCCAGUCGUCAACCACGCAAAAGUUGCGUGUCCCCCAGGGAGAAAUGACAGCCGUGACUUCUACCUGCAGCCAGCACGAAGCCAUUUCCCAGAGUGACAUGACUGUACCUUCCAGUACUGCCUCUAGUCCAUGCUCUAGAACAGAACAAGCUAUAAGAUAGUAAAUACAACUCUGUGAGUUUUCAUGUAACAUUUGCAGAAAUGUGUUUCGUAGUAUUUCUAUCUCAAGAUUUAGAAGUUUUUAGUUUCAGAAUGUGUGGAUUAUUUUUUUUCUUUUCUUUUCUUUUUUCUUUUUUUUUUUAAUAAGAGAGAAGACAAAAAAAUCAAUUACUAAAUGGUGUCAUAUCUUUUUUUUUUUUUCCUCUUUUAAUCCUAAAUUCAAAAUAUUUUCUCACCUCAAGACUAUUUUCUCUGUUUCACAUGACUUGACUGACUUUGGACUCUUCUGUGCUUUGUUCUGCUAGAAAUUUAUGCAACACUGGGCAACGCCCCUUCUGUAGGCUUUUAUUGAGGUGUCCUUGCCUUGAACACAGACUUGCUGUCUGUGUGACUAUCAUUCAUACAGGGCCAAAAAUAUUACGGAUAUGGCCCCAGGAGGAUCCCGACUUCUCCCAUCAUACUGGGCACUCUGUAACUCACCAAAACCAGCCAGCACUGCCUCCAUAUACAAAAUUUAUACUUUAUGCAGACACUUGAAGCUUUUGCAAUGUGCUGAGUAGAUGAGAACAAGUAGUGAAGAACAUAAUUCUUUGGUUUUUAGAUACUCUCUGUACUUGAAAAAAAAAAGCAGCCACUGCAUAUAAUUUUUUAAAAAUAAAUUAUUUUUGCAUCAUA